Molecule: messenger RNA, 1560 nt
Organism: Anopheles marshallii
Lineage: Eukaryota; Metazoa; Arthropoda; Insecta; Diptera; Culicidae
Product: fatty-acid amide hydrolase 2-B-like
Exons: 3
Coding region: 1-1560 (519 amino acids)
Source: RefSeq, a predicted model, not a curated record
AUGGAGCUGUUCCUGAAGCUAGUUGCGCUGACACUCCGCCUGAUCAAUGCCGUACUCGAACCGAUCCUGACGUGGUUCGGUGGUCCUCCCCGGACGGAACCAUUUCCGGUGAUUGCAAAUGAGGUGUUGCGUGUGCCGGCCUCCGAACUAGCGGAAAGAAUACGUCAGCGCAAGAUUCGCUCGGUAGAUGUGGUACGGGCGUACGUAUUGCGAAUUCGCGAAGUGAACCCCCUAAUAAAUGCGGUCGUGGAGGAGCGCUUCGAGGCUGCGCUCGGCGAAGCAGCUGAAGCGGAUGAGCGGGUGGCGGCAUGUGGUGGUGCCGAACAAGCGCUGCAGGAAUUGGCCACCACCAGCCCAUUGCUCGGUGUACCGAUCACGGUGAAGGAAAGCUGUUCGGUGAAGGGUCUCUCCCUCAGUGGUGGUGUGGUGCGUCGUCAAAACUUGACGGCCGAAGAGGAUGGUGAGGCGGUGGGAUACGUGCGAAAAGCGGGAGCAAUUCCAUUGCUCGUUUCCAACACGCCCGAAUACUGCAUGGCGUUCGAGUCGUACAACAAUGUUACCGGUAGAACAUUGAAUCCGUACGAUCCACGCCGUACCUCGGCCGGAUCUUCCGGUGGCGAAGGUGCCCUAAUCGGGGCUGGUGCAUCUGUCUGCGGUAUCGGCAGUGAUCUCGGCGGAUCGAUUCGUAUUCCAGCCCUGUUCUGUGGCAUCUUUGGCCACAAACCAUCAGCAGGGAUUGUACCCAUCAAAGGUCACAUGCCCGUCUGUGCCGAUGCCCACUUUGACCAGUACCUGUCACUCGGACCAAUGUGUCGCUACGCUAAGGAUCUACCGUUGCUGCUCCGCAUCAUGAGCGGUUCGAACGCGGCUAAACUGCGACUAACCGAACCGGUCAACGUGGACGCACUGAAGAUAUACUAUCCGCAAAAGCUGGACUUUACCAUUAAUGCCGUUCCGAUCGCACCGGAAAUCCGGGAAUCGUUGCGCAGUGCGCUGAAAUACUUCCAGAACAAAGGCACCUACACGGAACCACUCAAUUUCCGAUACUUUUGUGACAGUAUGCAAAUCGCCUCGACCGCAUUACAAACGCUCAAGGAUGUGCCGAACGUAUUUGCGACUCAACGUCCGAAUCUGCUCUGGGAGUUGGCGAAGGUGGUGUUGCGCCAAUCAGAGCACACGUUCGCUACGAUCUUCAUGUAUCUGCUUUCUGCCUCCAAAGCCACCGUUAACGAGAAAAACCGCGACCGAUAUCUGCAAAUGGGGGCUGAGCUAAAGCAGGAGUUCACGAACAAACUUGGUACCGACGGUGUAUUUCUGAUGCCAUCCUUCCCGAAGCCGGCCCUGCGCCACUACGAAUCCUUCGGCCAUGUCACCGGCUUUAUGUACACGAUGAUUAUGAAUGCGCUCGGAUUUCCGGCAACGCAGGUACCCCUCGGGUUUAACCGUGAUGGGCUGCCCGUCGGUAUACAGGUGGUGGCUGGACCGAACCAGGAUCGACUGUGCCUAGCGGUAGCUCAAGAGCUAGAAAAGGCGUUCGGUGGUUGGCAGUCACCCAAGUAG